This is a messenger RNA of Hemicordylus capensis (graceful crag lizard), 2246 nucleotides long. RefSeq names its product solute carrier family 66 member 1 (gene SLC66A1). NCBI's taxonomy places the organism in Eukaryota, Metazoa, Chordata, Lepidosauria, Squamata, Cordylidae. The transcript is spliced from 8 exons. The record is from RefSeq and is a predicted model, not a curated record. Bases 780 to 1727 code for a protein of 315 amino acids.
UCCCUGCUUCGAGUAGCUUACAGUCGUUGUUGCUGUUGUCCAAAGGCACACGCGCACACAGGAAGGAGACCAGCUUGCAGGUCUCCCACGGUUUGGUUUCUCGCCUGCUUCAGUUCGUGCCAGCAAAGCACUCUGCGAGAAGCCCUUUCCUUUUUUUUUUUAAAAAAAAGAAGCGAACUUUUUUUAACUGCAGGAUGCCCUGGCCAAAAAAACUCUGCACAUGCUCAGAGCCGCUCGAGCUGCGGCUGCCAGCAUCCUCCAUAGCAGCAGCACUGUGAGUGACCCUCCUCGGCUAGCUUGCGGCUUCUUCUCCCGGGCUGAUUCCGACCCGCUCCGGGGCGGAGGCGGGGCAAAGGGCAAUCCCUCCCUCCCUCCCACCCCUCUAUGGGGCGGGCGGGCCCCCAGACCAGCUGACUUGCCUGCAUCAGCAGAGGGAAGCCCGACGCUCGCCCGGCAGCCGCGCAGGGGAGGAGCCGGAGCUCCCGCCGCCGCCGCCGGGGCAAAAAAACAACACACAGAACGGGAGGCUGCUCCGCGGCUUCGUUUCUCUUGCUCCGGGUUAGCGUGUGAACCCAGCUGGGAGGCUGGCAGCCAACGUGGCUGAAAAGGAGAUGCGCCGGAGGAGCUGAAGCCCCCCCCCGCCUCCUUUGGAAACAAAAGGCUCCGGUUUGCGACUGAGCGAUGGACUCCUCUUUCCUGGGGUGCCGGGCGUGACGUCUGCCACUGAGCCCCCCCCCCACACGCGCGCGCUCCAGGACGCUCCCUGCCAGGCGGGCACGAUGGACGCGCACUCCCGGAGGUUCGGCACCCCGAGCGGGAAUCUUUCCAGCUGCCCGAAUGGCUCUCAGUGGAUCCUGGCCGUCUUCCACGAAUGCGCCGAGGACGGCUGGGAUGUGGCCAGUGUGGUGCUGGGCCUGGUGUCCAUCCUCUGCUUCGCGGCCGCCUCUUUCCCCCAAUACUACCAAGCCUGUAAAACGGGCAUCAUGGAUCAAGCCCUGUCUAUUUACUUCCUGCUGGGAUGGCUGGGAGGAGACACCUUAAACCUGAUCGGAUCUUUGUUGGCUAACCAGCUGCCCCUGCAGGUGUACACGGCCAUUUAUUACGUCCUGGCUGACCUGCUCAUGCUCUCCUUGUACCUCUACUACAAGAUCAAGAACCAGAGGGAAGGCUUUUCUGCUCCGAUUAAUGCCGUCUGCGCCUUCAUUGUGGUGGGGACUCUGUCGGCAACCUCCCUCCUAGUCGAACCGAAAUCUCCUGUUGGCGAAGGGACGGCAGUCUUCAAAGGGAGGGCACUUCUCUCUUCGGAGGAGGAACCCGAGUGGGAGCCUUUCACCAGGAAGGAAAUCAUUGGCUUCAUGAUCGGGUCCAUUGCAUCGGUGCUGUACUUGCUUUCCCGGCUCCCCCAGAUCUACACCAACUUCAAGAGGCAGUCCACCACCGGGAUCUCUUUCUCUCUCUUUGCGCUGGUGAUGCUUGGGAACACGUUGUACGGCGUGGGCGUCCUCAUGAAGAACCCGGACCCAGGCCAGACGGAAGGCAGCUACGUGGUCCACCACCUCCCUUGGCUGGUCGGCAGCUUGGGCGUCCUCUUUCUGGACAUUGUCAUCUCUUUCCAGUUCGUUGCCUACCGGCAGACGACGCUACCAGCAGCGCUGGAAGAAAGAGACUCUCUCCUUAGCAGCGAAGAGUCUGGAAAGCUGGCGGACCCGACCAUGUGCAGACACUGAAAGUUGGAGAGGCCGACCCAAGACCCCUGGCGCAUCGCUUUUGCAGCAGCAGCAGCAGCGGGACGCGGCUCGGGGAUUCUGUGCCUCCUCGCUUCGGAGAGGAAGCCUGCGUCCCACCUGGUCUCUUCUUCCCAAGGAACGGGCUGCGAGAAGCUCCCUACCGCCUAAGCAACUCUUUCUGUUUUAAGAAGAAACGAGGAUGAACCCAACAGGACUUACUUAAGCUGAGGAAUUUUCUUUUUCUUUUAAUGUUUACUUUGCUAGGACUGUUCAGGACUCCUCGAAGCGGCAAAGCUAGCCACAGCUGGGGGGAAGGGAUUAAGGCAUGACCGGUGGCACCUGGGCACGGCUGCUGUGUUUGCACUUCACCAAUCACAUGUGCACCUCUGUUUCUCCAAAGCCAGUCUGGGCCAAGGGACACUGGUCAGUUCUUUGUAUAUGGGGCAUUUUUUUUUUUAAAAAAAGGCAUUUUAGUGGCACAUGUGGACAGCAGGGGAGAAAUAAACCCUUCAACCAGUA